Olea europaea var. sylvestris is the source of this 4172-nucleotide messenger RNA. RefSeq lists its product as uncharacterized. Bases 100 to 2451 code for a protein of 783 amino acids. The transcript is spliced from 2 exons. NCBI's taxonomy places the organism in Eukaryota, Viridiplantae, Streptophyta, Magnoliopsida, Lamiales, Oleaceae. The record is from RefSeq and is a predicted model, not a curated record.
ACCACUCGAGCAUAUCCUCAUCUUAAAUCAAAAGUAAAGCAGCCGUGGGAAGAGAGCUGAAUAAUUGAGCAAAAUGAUGGACUCUAAAGCACCAAUGCCAUGGAUAGGCCUAUACGCUGCUGUAGCAUCUCUAAUAUGACUGUUUCACUAUUCAUUGAUGCAGUGAUCUCUGUCCGCCAUAGAAAGUUAUGGUUCCCUUGCAGAUUUUCUUCUCUCAACGCCGCUUCCUUGACUGUAUUAGCCGUCGCAGUGAAGUUGUCAAUGGAUCUAACUACCCCGAUGAAAGGUGUGUAUGAUCAAGCCGCUAAAAUUACUAGCACUGCUUUCUUGUGUGUUUCAACGACUCAUUUCAUGCCUUCUCUAGGAUCCAUGAGUGAUAGAGAUAUAAUAGUGAACUUGACAGCAUUGGGUAUCCUUAUAGUGACGCUUACCGUAAAUGUUAUCAUCCAAGCAUUCACACGCGUGAUUGAAGAUGUUAAGCAAGUGGUGAUUGUCUGCAUGAAUAUUUAUGCGUUCAUUGUAUUGAUUUCUUCUGCUUUAACGGUAUUUACAAGUAAAAGGUAUUUGGAACGUAAGUACAAAGAAUUGCAAACAAGAAUUUUGGCAGCGGAACUACAAGGAGACCAAAUAAUGGACUUUGAGAAGUUAAAGUUGUGCGUGAAGAAGUACUGGGUGAUGACAGAAACAGGUAACCCUCAGUUUGUGAUGGUAAGAUCUGAGGCCAGCGUUGUUUUAUUCAUGAUCUGCGUCUUAACUUAUAUUUCUGAAAGAGGAAUAUUGUAUGGCGGUCGACCCACUGCUUCUGAUUAUAAAUGGUCAGUAUAUUUUGUUUAUUGGACUCAAUAUGUAGGCAUGAUUCUUUGCACUGUCAUGUCUUUGGGAAGACUUUUAGUAGCUUUAAUUCACACUGUACGGAAUAUUAGACACUGUACCAUCUGUAGCAUUUCCUUAGAAAUAAAGAAUUACAGGAUUAAAAGAUUGGUAGAGUGGAAAAGGAGACUCCCACCAUUAUAUGGUCGAGGCCAGAAGCAUAGAAAAAUUAUUUAUCACAUCAGAAAUCUACUUAUCAACAUUUGUAUUGGAAGUCAGAUAGUGAUUGUGAUCUUGAAUAAGUUCCUUCUUCCCAUCUCAAUCGGUGGAAUUAUCUUCUUAUUUGAUUGGAAUGCAGCAUCCAGUGCCACACUAAUUAUCCCAUUGGCCAUUGCCAUCGUACUCUUUUUUGGUAUCUUAAGGAUGAGAAUCAUUAGAUGCUUGGUGAUGGUAAAAUUUUUUUUCUCUAGGCAAUCUGAAGCCUCGGCCAAUCCCAAUGAAGCAGAACACGCGGUUGGUUAUGAGCAAGAUCUUAGAAAUUUUGUUUUACAUCUAGAAAGUGAGGCAAUAAAUGAUGGAUACCUGACGUUCAUUAACACUUCUAUUAAUUCAUCCGUAAAGAUGGGCGCAAAGCAUCAGCCUAGAUAUCUAACGGAGCUUAUGGAGAAUUCCACCAGCUUCGAGGGUGUAUCAAAAUUUGAAAGUGAUCAAGUCUCUCCAAUUAUUUGCAUAGAACCUCUUAAUUGCUGGAGUCUAGCUGUGGCAACACUAACUAGCAUCACGAUUGCUCUUCCCAAUGUUCAAAAUGAGAAGAGGAAUCAGUUGUUAAGAGGUGUCACUGAAGGUUUUAAGUAUGUGCGCCUAACGGAGAAAAGUCUGGAUGUUCAUAAAAAAUUGGUGAGCAGCACGAGAGCUGCAGAUUUUGCAUGGAUUUUAGUUGAAUUGAGGCGCAAGUGGUUAGACAUGGAUCUCCAAAAAAUUGCCAGGGUGUCAAAAUCCUCCAAAGAAACUCUUCAGAAUCUUGCAAAUAGAAGUGAAGAAAUUUUGAAGGAAUUUACUAGUAGUAUGAAUGGAAAUGCUAUGGAAAGCUUAGUUGACUUGCCUGAAAAUAUCAUAAUUGCCAAUUCAAUGUACAAAAUAAGCAACAGUUUGUUGUUGGUCCAUGAGGAAAGCUAUCAUUCAGCAUCAGAUACUCAAGUAUUUGAGAGAUUUUCAGUUAUUGUUGCAGAUAUAUUUGCUGCAUGCCUGACCAAUUUACCUCAAGCUAUACUCAAGAAAUGCAACAACAGCGCCAUAGAAGAACGGGAAAAAAUUAUAAAGGAAGCAACUCAUCUUCUCAGAGAGACUCAAGAAAUUAUGAAAGCUCUUCAUAAGCGUGAAAUUCCUAAUCUAUCGCUUAACCAAUCAAUAUAUAUUGAUGAAUGGCGUACUUUACUCAAACACCCUAAUCAUGGUACUUUGGACUCAACUCCUAGCAGUGAGAAUAUUAUUACUGCUUUAAGUGGUGAGGUACAUUUGGACAUACAAGAACUUCGUGCAAGUGCUACACCAGCCUUGGAAACCGAUGAAGGCAAUGCAGGGUCUCACAUAAGCGGGGAAGUGGAAGAGUCUGGAGAAGAAAAAGAGAACCACCAAACGUAAACCCUGGCAUUUCCACUUUUAGGAAGUCGUUCUUUUAUAAGCAUCUUCUUUGUGUGUUUAUUGGAGCUUGCCAUGCAACUCUUGUGAUUUGUGAGUCAUUCAGUAGCAUUGCGUAAUCAUGGAAAUCUAGUAGCACCUAAUGUUGUCAUAUUAUUAGACAUUAUUAUGCAUAUUGUGAACAUUAAAAGUGCUGUGUAAUAUUGUUAGGUUGUUAUAAUUUGUGGAUGAAUAAAAUAGAUAAUUUCAGAUGUAAUGACAAACAGGUCCUUGGGCUGUAAUGAUCCACAAUUGAUCUUCAGGCUUAGGCUUAAAUUGGAGAUGAACCGAGUGGUCCAAGUCCAACCCUCACAAGAUCAGUCCAAAAUUGGUCCCAUUUAAAGUGAUACUUUAAGAACACGUUUUACUUGGAUUGCCACUCAGUAACAACUUCAGUGUGUUUAGAGCAAUCUAGAUCAUUAGAUUUGAAGCAUGGUCAAUGAUUUUAAGGCUAAUCUGUUGUCCUAGCGUUUGAGAUGAAAACGUGUUUCUCUGUUUUUGUAAGUUACAAAACUUUAUGUGCUAAAUAUUUGGGUUGGAUCCAACACUAGGGUUGACUAUGUUUGACACAUGUACAAAAUCUGAGCCCUAAAAUUGUGUGCAUCUUGGUACUGAUUACUACUUUUAAGUGCUAUAAUGGGAUGUAGAAUCGUUAUGUAGUUUAUCUUUAAUUCACAUGAAAUUUUUAUAUUAGUGGUAUCAGAACUUUAGGUAAAUCAAUUUGGGAAGAUGAACCAUUGGUUUAGGGUAUUGCAAAAGAUUGUGCAGAGGUCUUAGGGGGCUUUGAAAGAUUUUAAAGAUUUGGUAUUGGAUGUUUGGUGAAUACACAUGCUAAAUCUAGACCAAGUCUAACACUUUUCCUGGGAACCUACUCUAGUUUAACAAAAUUUGUAACGUUCAGUUGACGUGUAAUUCAAAUUAUUUUAAGGUUUUAUAUGCAUGAUUAAUGUAGUUAGGACUUGAUUCUUUGUUUUGAAAAUAGUGCUGCGUAGCAUUGUUUUGAGUGGGGCCUUGGUUCUUUGUUUUGGAAUAUCAAAAUAGACCGAUGUUCUCUGACAUGAGAAUAUCAAAAUCAUAUAUUUACUUGAUAAAAUAAUGCUUUGUUAUAUAAGAAAUUGAAGUUCAAAGUAUAGUGGCUUAUGUGAUAGAGGAAAAGCAAUGUAACUUGUUCUGCAUGGGAUAAGGUUAUUUAUGACUAGUUAUUAAUAUUUUCUGUAUGUGGUUUACUCACAUUCUCUCUAUAAAAUAAUUUUGCAAGCAAUCAAAAAUUUUUCUUAUAUUUUAAUCAGACAUUCUCCAAAAAAAUCAUGCCUACAAAUCUAUACUCAAAAAAUAGGAUUCAAACAAGGACUUAGUUAUCUUUGAGGUACAAACUCUAUUAGCCUGACUCUUUCCAUUCUAUUGUAGUACAUGCAAAAUCAACCACGCAUGAAAGGGUGGAACUUUGGGUUAGUCUAAAAGUUCUUUCAAGUAAUAUGAUCCACCUUGGUUUUUUCAGGGGUGAUUUUAAUGUGCUCUUUUGUCAGCCAAGAAAGAUUCGGUGUCAAAUUGUCAAAUGUAGUUGUCAUUGAUGAUUUUUUAGAAGUUUUUAAGGUAUUGUAACCUAGAAAAUGCAGAUUAUGAAGAUUCACAAUAUACUUGUACAAACUGGCAUAUGUGGUAUGUAGUAAUUCCUUUGCAUUGGA